This is a messenger RNA of Xiphias gladius (swordfish), 2649 nucleotides long. RefSeq names its product vacuolar protein sorting-associated protein 4B-like. The record is from RefSeq and is a predicted model, not a curated record. Gene Ontology annotation, molecular function: ATP hydrolysis activity; ATP binding. The transcript has 11 exons. The coding region runs from base 157 to 1470 and encodes 437 amino acids. Gene Ontology annotation, biological process: vacuole organization; endosomal transport. NCBI's taxonomy places the organism in Eukaryota, Metazoa, Chordata, Actinopteri, Istiophoriformes, Xiphiidae.
UCGACUUUUUCUUGACGCGGAAGAGAGACAAACCUUUCAGGAUGUUUUCCGAUUGAGGCUAUUGCAAAAUGAAACAUGAGUAGCAAGUGACAGCAAAAGACAGGGUGCUUACCGCAUUAUUUUAAGGUAAAAGCUGGACCGACAUUAGCGGAGCUCAUGGCUGGUGGUAAUUUACAGAAAGCCAUAGAUCUGGCCAACAAAGCUGCAGAGGAGGACAAAGCCAAAAACUACGAAGAGGCCCUCAGAUGUUAUCAGCAUGCAGUGCAGUUCUUCCUUCAUGUUGUCAAGUAUGAGGCUCAGGGUGAUCGAGCAAAGCAGAGCAUCAGGGAAAAGUGCGCCGACUACCUGGACAGGGCCGAGCAGCUGAAGGAAUAUCUGAGGAAAAAGGAGAAGAGUCCGCCAGCCAAACCUGUCAAAGAGUCCCAGUCUGAUGACAAAGGGAGUGAAAGUGAUGAAGGGGAAGACCGAGAGAAGAAGAAGUUCCAAAAUCAACUCUCAGGUGCCAUUGUCAUGGAAAAGCCAAACAUUAAGUGGGACGACGUAGCUGGACUUGAAGGGGCCAAAGAAGCCUUAAAGGAAGCUGUAAUCCUGCCUAUCAAAUUCCCUCAUCUAUUCACAGGAAAGCGAACUCCUUGGCGGGGGAUCCUUCUCUUUGGCCCUCCAGGAACAGGAAAAUCCUACCUGGCCAAGGCUGUAGCUACAGAGGCCAACAACUCCACCUUCUUCUCCGUCUCCUCCUCCGAUCUCGUGUCCAAGUGGUUGGGGGAAAGUGAAAAGUUGGUGAAAAGCCUGUUCACUUUAGCUCGAGAACACAAACCAUCCAUCAUCUUCAUCGAUGAGAUUGACUCCCUCUGUGGCUCCAGGAGCGAGAACGAGAGCGAGGCAGCACGCAGAAUCAAGACAGAGUUCCUCGUUCAGAUGCAGGGUGUUGGAAACGAUAAUGAGGGAAUCCUGGUCCUGGGAGCCACAAAUAUACCGUGGACACUGGACUCCGCUAUCAGGAGAAGGUUUGAAAAGCGAAUCUACAUUCCUCUGCCUGAGGAGCACGCCCGCUCCUUCAUGUUCAAACUGCAUCUGGGAUCCACCCCCAACAACCUGACGGAGGCCAACUUCAUCACUCUGGGCAAAAAGACAGAGGGCUACUCUGGGGCCGACGUCAGUAUCAUCGUCAGGGACGCCCUCAUGCAACCUGUCAGGAAGGUUCAGUCAGCCACGCACUUCAAAAAGGUUCGGGGGUCAUCAUGGAACAAUCCGGGCGUUGUGGUGGAAGACCUCCUGACUCCAUGCUCGCCGGGAGAUCCCAGCGCUGUAGAGAUGACGUGGAUGGACGUUCCUGGGGAGAAACUUCUGGAGCCAGUCGUGUCCAUGGCUGACAUGCUGCGGUCACUGACAAACACCAAGCCGACAGUGAAUGAGCAGGACUUGGGGAAACUGAAGAAGUUCACUGAAGAUUUUGGUCAAGAGGGCUAGCACUAUACGCACUAUACUCAUGAACAGGACUGCAACUAACAAUUACUUUCACUGUCAGUUAUGGUUUUGAUUGAUUCAUAUUUCUGUCUAUAACAGGUUAUUGGAGCCCCAUAUUACAGUACGAUGUGGAAAAACAUAAAAAAGCAAGCCAAUAUUAGUGUUUUACUGUUUUAACAACAAAUGUUUCUUAUUUCUUUUCUAACUAAAACGAUUAAUCAGUGAUCAAAUCCUUACCUGAUCACUUUUUUGUCAAUCUACUAAUGAACUAGUUAAUCAACUGUUUCAGCACUAUUUAUCAUUAAUAUAUAAAUCCACUGAGGCUCAUGUUUACAUUUACACAUUUGUAAGUUUUCAUAUUCCUUUUACUUAUUGAUUUUAUUUUGCAUAUCUCAAACCAAAGUGAUAAUAGGCUUUAUUUUUUUUAAAGAGAAGUUUCUGUCUCUCAGGGUACCAUUGUAUAUGUACAGUCAGUGGUGAUGCACCUUUUCAACACUACAUACCUCUCAUUAUACUCUAAGGGGGAUUAUAUUUUGCUCAAAGGAAUUAGUUCCAGGGUUGGAUUUAAGUAAAUGGGAAGUUAUACUAUAACAUUUUGAAAGCUCCCUCUCUUUAAAAGACUUAAGUAAACUGGUAAUUUUUUAUUUCACACAUACAAAGUUGAAGGGGUGUAGUUAUACACAUAUCACAUAUAGGUGCGAGGCUAUUUAAAAAGCAGCAUCAAUGAAAAAAACUUGUCAUUACUAGCUUCAAAAAGGGUCUUCUGGGUUUCUAUGGAGUUACUUAACUUUACAGGACAUAUAAAAUAUUAUAAAAUAUUGCUUUUAAAAGCAUUUCUAAUUUUUUGUUCUCAGAGAUUUAAAUCUGUGCAUGGACAUUGAGCUACAGUGUCCUUUCAGCCUUAAAUAGUCAGUUGUGUUCUGAAUUAUUUAUAGAUCCUGUAAAGGUACUCAAACUGCGUUGCCUUCGGAUUUGAAAUAUGCUUUUAUUUAAAAGUUUCUUUUUGGGGGUACUUAAAUUACUUUUUGGUUACAUGAAUAUAACCUAAGUUGGUCAUUUGCACUUUUGUUGUAUCCUACAUGACAAGUGAAUGGAAGUCUCAGGGUUAAAUAAAAACAAAACAAAAAAAACAGGAGUCAUUAUUAAAUUUGUGAAUAUAUUUAAUUGUUAAAAUACAUCUUA